Durio zibethinus is the source of this 1532-nucleotide messenger RNA. Its product is annotated as auxin-responsive protein IAA27-like. The record is from RefSeq and is a predicted model, not a curated record. Gene Ontology annotation, cellular component: nucleus. Gene Ontology annotation, biological process: regulation of DNA-templated transcription. NCBI's taxonomy places the organism in Eukaryota, Viridiplantae, Streptophyta, Magnoliopsida, Malvales, Malvaceae.
GGAGACUUUCUGUGACGUUGUCGGAACUGGUUCCUCACAUAAAAGCCGUUUUAUAUAAAAUUUAAAAGUGCACAACUUAAACAAAGAAAGCCAGUCUUUUUCUUUUUUAAGGAAGUACAAAUAAACAGUUCCAAUUCAACUGGAUUUUUACUUCACUUUAUUACAGUGUAGAGACUAGAGAGCAAAGUAGAUUUUUUUUUUUUGAGGAAUAUUUUUUGUGUUAUUAUAAUUUAUAUAGAAACAAAAGAGAGUAUAUACUAUAUACCCGAAGGCCAAAAGCUUACAAGAAGCCCUUUUUUUUUCUUUGCUUCAUGAUCUAACCUCCAAUCUUUCUCUCAGUUACUCUAAAGAAAACAAAAGUUUUUUUUCCCUUGUUUUUGUUUUGUAGUUGAUCUCUUUCUUUUACUUCUUGAUGUUCUCUUUUUGAUGUCUAAGCCCAUAGAGCAUGAUUACAUAGGCUUGUCAGAGCCGCAGCUUCCUUCAAUGGAGAAAAGCUCUGAUACUAAUAACAAAAAGAAUGCUUUACACUUAAAAGCUACUGAGUUGAGACUUGGGUUACCCGGGUCCGAGUCACCAGAGUGGGAUGAUCAUGACCAUAACGUGCUUUCACUGAAGACUUUUGUUUCAGGGGCAAAAAGGGGUUUUUCUGAUGCACUCGAUGGUGGCGGCAAAUGGGUUUUUUCUGGGGGGAGUGGAGGAGGAUCUGAAGGUUUGUUUUCUCCUAGAAGUAGCGGUAACAAUAAUGGAGGAAAGGGUCUUUCCGGGUCGGAUUCAGGUUUGGGUGGUCCGGUUUUGAAGGAUGGAGCAACUCAGAAGCCAGUGGUGGUUCAGGAGAAGAAGCCUCAGGCUGCUAGUGGUGCGGGUCAUGGGAAUGGGAAUAUUGCCCCUGCGUCAAAGGCGCAAGUAGUUGGAUGGCCACCAAUUCGCUCUUUCAGGAAGAAUACAAUGGCUUCUCAUCCUCCAAAGAAGGAUGAUGAUGCCGAAGCGAAGUUGGGAUCAGGAUGUCUGUAUGUCAAAGUUCGUAUGGAUGGUGCUCCAUACCUGAGGAAAGUUGAUCUCAAAAUCUAUGGCAGCUAUAAAGAACUCUCCUCGGCACUUGAAAAGAUGUUCAGCUGCUUCACGAUUGGUCAGUGUGGUUCUCAUGGAGCUCCUAGCAGGGAUGGGUUGAGUGAGAGUCGAUUAAUUGAUCUCCUGCAUGGCUCUGAAUAUGUACUCACGUAUGAAGAUAAAGAUGGUGACUGGAUGCUGGUCGGUGAUGUUCCCUGGGAGAUGUUUACUGACUCUUGUAAGAGGUUGAGGAUCAUGAAGAGCUCAGAGGCUAUCGGUCUAGCCCCUAGGGCUAUGGAGAAGUGCAAAAAUUGUACCUAGACGAUUUGAUGUUGCUAUAGGUACAGAGGAGAAGAUGGAAGUUGCUACCAUCUGAAUGUUAAAAGCUUUUUACUGUUCCCAAAACUGCGUUUUCUGUUUCCUGCUAAAUAUGUUUCUAAGCAUUGAAGACUUAUGUACUUUAUAAGAGCUUAGAUAAAAAAAAA